Anisakis simplex (herring worm) is the source of this 3399-nucleotide messenger RNA. NCBI's taxonomy places the organism in Eukaryota, Metazoa, Nematoda, Chromadorea, Rhabditida, Anisakidae. The record is from the annotation of a GenBank genome assembly.
UUGAAUUUCAGAUGCUUAUGUGUACCGGACGCUAUUGAAUCACAACGGUUUGUGAUCAGCUGUAAAUGGACCAAGUUCAGUGCUGAUGCUGACCUAUUCGCACAAUUCCCACACAACGUCACAAAAACGCUGAAUGUCGAAUGUAGUUCAGAGCAAUCCUCAACGCUUUACGAUGGAAUCUUUUCUGCAUUCACAACUCUUCAAAAUUUACGCAUUCAAAAAUGUGAUGUGCGUUCUUUGUCGAAAGGUAUCUUCCGAGGACUGGUGAAUCUUCGAUCACUUUACCUUGAUCAAAUGGCACAUAACGACCAGCCAUUAACUAUUUCUGAAGGAAUUUUCAAUGAACUCAAUCGACUGGAAAAAAUAGCCAUAACUAACUCACAACUAGGCAACAUUCCAAACAACGCUUUCUGUGCAACACCUAAUCUUCAGGUGAUUAAUGUUUCAUCUAAUUGGCUACAUUCAGCAAACAUUGGAAUAAGCUCGGAAUGCUCAGUUGGACAAUUAUUAAUACUAGAUUUAAGUAAUAACAGAAUCCAAUCGAUUGGAUCAACGGAUUUAUCAGCUCUGGCAGCUAUAAGACAACUAUCGUUAGCAAACAAUCAAAUCGAACAUAUUGAUCGUGAAGCAUUUCAUGCGAACACUCUUUUACAACAUCUUGAUAUCGAGUCAAAUCGUAUUCAAGAAAUGCCUCUCGUCCCAGAAAGCGUCAUUGAUCUGAACGCAGCUAAUAACCGGCUCAGUAUUAUUUCGAACACUAUGGCUAACUUGCCGAAUUUGAUCUCACUGAAUUUGAGUGUGAACAGUAUUGACGCUAGCACACCAUUUCCAAUUGCUGCAUCUGGCCUUGAGAUACUUGAUUUGAGUUUCAAUCGAUUUGAAAAUAUUCCUAUAAGUCUUAUUGACAAUUCGGCUCCUUCUUUGACGCAUUUAAAUAUGCGGUCAAAUCGCAUCGAACAAAUUCCACCAAACACAUUCGACAAUUUCACUCGACUGCAGACGCUCGAUUUAACAUCGAAUCGCAUUUCCGAACUAAUGGAGAAUUGCUUCACAGGCCUCGAAGAACUAACAAAAUUGUACAUCUCAAAUAAUUCAAUUUUUCAAAUUGGAGUGACUUCAUUUGAUCCAAUCGUGCAGCUGACAGAACUUGAUCUGUCACGAAAUGUGUUGUUGGAGGUUCCACUUGCGAUUGGAAGACUUUUCAAAUUGAAACAACUGAUCUUAUCGAGAAAUCAAAUCAGUAAGACAUACAAGUUUCUCUUCAACAAAUUGCCUCAUCUCUAUUUACUCGAUCUCAGUUACAAUAAAAUUGCAUCGAUCGAAUCCUAUGUUUUCUCUGAUCUGGUUCGCUUGAACGAGUUGUCGUUAUCACAUAAUUCAAUCGACCAACUCGCACAAGAUGCAUUCGUUAAAUGCCCAAAAUUGCGACAAAUCGAUUUAUCGUCAAAUUUUUUGACGAGUUUCAAUGGUGCACUCACGAAGGUGCUCAAUUUGAAACGGUUGAAUGUGAGUGCAAAUUUGGUGGAAAUAUUACAAUGGAACGAAUUCCCAAUUGGUGUCACUCACUUGGAUAUUACCAACAACCGUAUCGCAUUAAUUGGAUCGGCAAGCAAUUCUCGAAUUAAGAACGCUCAGCUUCAAAACAAUCGCAUAAUGGUUCUAUCAGCCGAACAGAUUCCGUCGAGUGUCGAACGACUUGAUGUGAGCAAUAACUCGAUUCAAGUCGUUUCAAAUGGAACAUUUAGUGGCAAAUCUCAUCUACGAUCAAUUGAUAUUCGUAAUAAUCGUCUUAAUCGCAUUGAGCACUCAUCAUUCGCAGUUGAUAAUCUUUUAUCAUCAUCGUCAAUUCAUUUAUACGUCGACGGUAAUCCACUUCUAUGCACAUGUGAAAUGGACUGGCUUCGACGGUCAGCCACAUCGGGUAAAUCAGUAAUCGAAAUAGUUGACGAACAGCAAGCAGUCUGUUUACAUCGUCUUGAUAAACGCCAUAUUAUUCUGGCGCAUGUCACUCGAGAUCAAUUCUUGUGCAGUUAUCGACAGGAUUUACCAAUGUACGCAACACAUGUCUACUUGGAACGGAUGAAUCUCGAAAUCAUCAGAAGCCACGACUUCCUCGGCAGGAUGAGACUCAUACAACUUUAUAUUAAUAGCUCAUCCGUUCGCCAAAUACAGCCGCUUGCAUUCAACACACUCUCAUCGUUGCAAUUACUCGAUCUUUCCGGGAACGAAUUAACACAACUGACCGGCGAUGAAAUGUAUCGAACUCAAAAAGUGACACAUCUAUUCCUUAAUGAUAAUCGCAUAUCGAGUUUCGAUGACCGAAUAAAAGAGGUGAUGCCUGCACUACAGCUCAUCACUCUUCACGGCAAUAAACUGCAAGAUCUACCGCCAGUGAUCGAACAAUUCGGAGAACGUUUAGCACGUGUCUCAUUAUCUGCAAAUCCGUAUCGAUGUGAUUGUGGCAAUCGUUUUCGAAUGCAGUCAUGGUUACCACAAAAUGCUGCCAAAGUGAUCGACUCGAACGAUAUACUGUGUGUUGAAAAUAUCACAUGGGCAUUCCGCAACAACGACACAACUGUUCUGAGUGCUUAUCCACCGAAUCAGAAUGACAAUGAUGAUAUCUUCAUAAUGCCCAUGCAAGAGUUCAUCAAUAGUGUUAACACUACAAUUUGUGUGCCAACUGCGAACGGUAUUUUUGGUGGCGAAGGUGCAAGUAAUUCAAUAUUGAUGAUUGUUGUUGCAUUCGCAGUACUCUCGAUGCUCAUCGGUUUUGUGCUCAUUGCAAUAACUCUGCUCAAGAGAACACAUUAUGCAAUGGCACAACGUCGUUAUAAGGCACCACCAUCGUUGAAUUGCUCACAAACAACGCCUGGCUCAACUCCACUACCACUUCUUCAUUUUGAUGCGUUUGUCAGUUAUGCGAAAAAAGACGAAAAGUUUAUCAUUGAAUCACUCUGCAGACAGCUUGAAGCAGAAGACUAUUUGUUGUGUUUGUUGCACAGGGAUGGUCCAUCAUACAAUACACGGUUGCACGCUGUUUCUGAUGAACUCAUCAGUCAAAUGGAAUGUGCACAGUCGUUGAUAUUCGUUUUAACUGAGCAGUUCCUUGAAAAUGAAUGGAAAACCUUACAGAUCAAAACAUCACAUCAAUUGUUCGCCAAAAACCGACACAAGAAAUUGAUCGCUUUACUCGGUGAUGGUAUCGAGCCGAAUCGACUGGAUGCAGAACUAGGACAAAUACUACGAAAGAAUACGUGCAUACGAAUGAAUGAUCCACUAUUCUGGAAUCUUUUACAUUCAGCGUUACCAAUUCGACUAGCACCGUCGUCGUGCAGUGCUGAUUCAUCGCAGAUCUAUUCGGAUUGUUACGGUAGUAUUGUUCCUAGUGAUAUUGUAUAA